AGCUGCCUGGACUCGCGCGCACUCACUGAGAUCCGAGGGAAAAACCGGAGGAUCCGGAGGAAAAUCCACGCAACCACGGGGAAAGAGAGACACGCAAACUCCAAAUUACAUCCGUAAUACAGCUGACGACUCUUCCUCUACCACUUUGCUGUGCAGAAUUGGUCUGAUGCAGCAAAGGCACUCAGCUCAGCUCGGUCCACAAAGUCAACAAUGCGACCAGUAUGCAAACAGCACGGAUCGUACUGGAAAUUUGACACAUCACCAGAUAACUCAUACAGGAGAGAAACCAUUCAAGUGCACUGUGUGUGAGAAGACAUUUGCACGGUCAUCAAUUCUUCAGAGCCACCAGAGAACACACACAGGAGAGAAACCCUUCAGGUGCACUCUGUGCAGGAAGGCAUUUGCAGAGUCAUCACAUCUUAAAAUACACCAGAGAACACACACGGGAGAGAAACCCUUCAAGUGCAGUGUGUGUGGGAAGGCAUUUUCAGAUUCAUCACAUCUUAAAAGACACCAGAGAACACACACAGGAGAGAAACCCUUCAGGUGCACCCUGUGCGGAAAGGCGUUUACAACGUCAUCACAUCUUAAAAUACACCAGAGAACACACACAGGAGAGAAAUCUUUCAAGUGCACUGUUUGUGAGAAGGCAUUUGCAUGGUCAUCAGUUCUUCAGAUCCACCAGAGAACACACACGGGAGAGAAACCCUUUCGGUGCACUCUGUGCGGGAAGGCGUUUGCACAGUCAACACAUCUUAAAAGGCACCAGAUGACACACAGGCAUCAGAAGAUCUCCAAGGAGUGGAGUCUGACAUCGACUUGUGAAAGUCAAAGUCCUGCAAUGAGCACAUCCCUCAUAAAACAAGAACCAGAAGAAAAUCACAGCUUGGACACUUUAAAAGGUAUCAAGGUGAAAUAUGAAGAUGCGAAGGUGAAAUGUGAAGAAGUGACGGUGAAGAGCGAAGAAGUGAAGGUAAAAUGUGAAGAUGAAGAUUCAACUCCGAAAUCAGACCUUCACAUCGAUGAGGGCAACGUGAAACAGGAGAAGAAUUCUUACUCUGAUGCAGAGCGAAGCAACUCCCAGCAGUUUGUGGAAGUGGAGGUGUGGGUGGACUUCUUAGACAAUACAACGUUAAAUGGAGACCCGAUAGAUGUGUAAGCUUGAGACAAUGAAGCCCCAAUAGAUUCACCUUUUGUCACGUGCCUUUAAUGCAAGAAUGUGAAGUUGAACACUCAAUUCCGAGGUUCAGCCUGCAGAGUAAGAGCGGCCAGUAUUUAUGGACCUGUGGGUUGUGUAGAUCUCUAACCAGGAGUGAGAGCCAAUGAGCUCCCAAGCAUUCACUAUGUGAUAAAUGCAUUUAUAUGGUGCUUACUUAAUUGCCUCAGCGACUCGGAGUUUUGUAUCAUAUCUCAUCACAAAUACUCGAAGAGCACCCCGUGGUAGCUGCCCCCGUGUGGCAACAGGUGGCCCUGCACCAGCCUUGCAUGUGGGAAUGAGUUUGUGAGUAGGGGGCGAUAAUUGGUGUGUAAUCUCCGUCAUGUAAUUUCUGAAUAAUAUUUGCAAUGACUUAAGCAUUUUAAAUGAAACAAUAGUAUGUUUUACAGCCACUGGAGUAGCCAGGUGUGCCUGUCGGAUUUUAACCUUGAAAUCUCUGAAAUAAAUAGAGAAUGCGC
This is a messenger RNA of Lethenteron reissneri (Far Eastern brook lamprey), 1674 nucleotides long. RefSeq names its product gastrula zinc finger protein XlCGF17.1-like. Gene Ontology annotation, biological process: regulation of gene expression. Lineage: Eukaryota; Metazoa; Chordata; Hyperoartia; Petromyzontiformes; Petromyzontidae. Gene Ontology annotation, cellular component: nucleus. The record is from RefSeq and is a predicted model, not a curated record.